Molecule: messenger RNA, 5826 nt
Organism: Miniopterus natalensis
Lineage: Eukaryota; Metazoa; Chordata; Mammalia; Chiroptera; Miniopteridae
Source: RefSeq, a predicted model, not a curated record
UGAGGAGCCCUCGUGUCUGGUCAGCCUGGCCUGGAUGCAAAGGAAGAUGCCAGAAACGCAGUGACUGAGGCCUGGCCAUGGAGCUGCAGGCCGAGGGGCCCCCUCCCCAGCCUUGCCUGCCAGACUCAGAGAGGCCAGAGGCCUAGGCCCACAGGGAGGGUUUCAGCACACAGAUGCCCCCCAGACUGUGGAGUCUCCUGAGUGGGCUUCCGGGCAGGUGCGCCAGAGUGGGAGCAUGCCUGCCAAGGGGCGUUACUUCCUCAACGAGGGUGAGGAGGGCCCGGACCAGAAUGCCCUGUACGAGAAGUAUCGUCUCACCAGCCAGCACGGGCCGCUGCUGCUCACGCUCCUGUUGGUGGCCAUCGUGGCCUGCAUUGCUCUCAUCAUCAUUGCCUUUAGCGACGGGGAUCCCUCCAGACAGCAGGCUCUUCUGGGGACGGCGUUCUCGAUGCUCGCCGUGUUCAUGGUUCUCUACGUGCUGGUGUACGUCGAGUGCCUUGUUCGGCAGUGGCUCCGGGCCUCGGCCCUACUCAUCUGGGUCUGCCUGGUGAUACUGGGCUACGUGCUAGUGUUCGACUCAUGGAUGAAGGCGCCCUGUGCGUGGGAGCAGGUGCCCUUCUUCCUGUUCAUUGUCUUUGUGGCGUACACACUGCUGCCCUUCAGCAUGCAGGGGGCCAUCGUGGCGGGGGUUGUCGCCAGCGCCUCCCACCUCCUGGUGCUCGGCACUCUGAUGGGGGUCUUCUCGUCACCCAGCAUCUGGAUGGGGCUGCAGCUGCUGGCCAAUGCUGUCAUCUUCCUGUGUGGGAACCUGACGGGUGCCUUCCACAAGCACCAGAUGCAGGACGCCUCCCACGACCUCUUCACCUAUACUGUGAAGUGCAUCCAGAUCCGCAGGAAGCUGCGCAUCGAGAAGCGCCAGCAGGAGAACCUACUGCUAUCAGUGCUCCCAGCUCACAUCUCCAUGGGCAUGAAGUUGACCAUAAUUGAACGACUUAAGGAAUGUGGGGACCGUCGCUACAUGCCUGACAACAACUUCCACAGCCUCUACGUCAAGCGACACCAGAAUGUCAGCAUUCUCUACGCUGACAUUGUGGGCUUCACUCGGCUGGCCAGCGACUGCUCCCCCAAAGAGCUGGUGGUGAUGCUGAACGAGCUCUUCGGAAAGUUUGACCAGAUCGCCAAGGCCAAUGAGUGCAUGCGCAUCAAGAUCCUGGGUGACUGCUACUACUGUGUGUCGGGCUUGCCCGUGUCCCUGCCCACCCAUGCCCGGAACUGCGUGAAGAUGGGGCUGGACAUGUGUGAGGCCAUUAAGCAGGUGCGGGAGGCCACGGGCGUGGACAUCAGCAUGCGCGUGGGCAUACACUCGGGGAACGUGCUGUGUGGCGUCAUUGGGCUGCGCAAGUGGCAGUACGACGUGUGGUCCCAUGACGUGUCCCUCGCCAACAGGAUGGAGGCGGCCGGAGUCCCCGGCCGUGUGCAUAUCACAGAGGCCACGCUGAAGCACCUGGACAAGGCGUAUGAGGUGGAGGACGGGCACGGGCAGCAGCGGGACCCCUACCUGAAGGAGAUGAACAUCCGCACCUACCUGGUCAUCGACCCCCGGAGCCAGCAGCCGCCUCCACCCAGCCAGCACCUCCCCAAGCCCAAGGUGGAUGCGGCCCUGAAGCUGCGGGCGUCCUUGCGCAUGACCCGCUACCUGGAGUCCUGGGGGGCUGCGCGGCCCUUCGCCCACCUCAACCACCGAGAGAGUGUGAGCAGCAACGAGACCCCUGUCCCCAGCAGCCGGAGGCCCAAGGCCAUCCCCCUGCGGCGCCAACGGACCCCUGACAGAAGUGCGCCCCCCAAGGGGCGGUCGGAGGACGACUCCUAUGAUGACGAGAUGCUGUCCGCCAUCGAGGGGCUCAGCUCCACGAGGCCCUGCUGCUCCAAGUCUGAUGAUUUUUACACCUUUGGGUCCAUCUUCCUGGAGAAGGGCUUCGAGCGAGAGUACCGCCUGAUGCCCAUCCCCCGGGCCCGCCACUACUUCGCCUGUGCCAGUCUCGUCUUUAUCUGCAUCCUGCUUGUCCACGUCCUGCUGAUGCCCAGGACGGCGGCUCUGGGGGUAUCCUUUGGGCUGGUGGCCUGUGUGCUGGGGCUGGUGCUGGGCCUGUGCUUUGCUGAUGAGUUCUUGAGGUGCUGCCCAGCCUGGGGGAUGCUCCGGGCUAUCUCCAAGAGGGUGGAGACUCACCCGCUGCUGCGCUUGUCCCUGGCCAUCCUGACCGUUGGCAGCCUGCUCACCGUCGCCAUCGCCAACCUGCUGUUGCUGCCUUCCCCAGUCCUGGGGCCACCUUCUGGGAACCAGACAAGCCUGAGGGCCGUGAGUGGCAGGGAGAGAACCCCAUGCGAGCUCCUCCCGUAUUACACCUGCAGCUGCAUCCUGGCCUUCAUCGCCUGCUCUGUCUUCCUGAGGAUGAGCCUGGAGCUGAAAGUUGUGCUGCUGACCGUGGCCUUGGUGGCCUACCUGGUGCUCUUCAACAUCUCCCAGUGCUCGCAGUGGGACUGCUGCGGCCUCGGCCUGGGCAACCUCACCAAGACCAACGCCACCCUCAGCAGCCCCCUGGCCUGUUCGUGGAGGGAUCUGAAGACUAUGAUCAGCUUCUACCUGGUUCUGUUUUACGCCACCCUUGUCAUGCUCUCCAGACAGAUUGACUAUUACUGCCGCUUGGACUGCCUGUGGAAGAAGAAAUUCAAGAAGGAACACGAGGAGUUUGAGACCAUGGAGAGCGUGAAUCGCCUGCUCCUGGAAAAUGUGCUGCCGGCCCAUGUGGCCGCCCAUUUCAUCGGGGACAAGCUAGACCAGGACUGGUACCAUCAGUCCUACGACUGCGUCUGUGUCAUGUUCGCCUCUGUGCCGGAGUUCAAAGUGUUCUACACCGAGUGCGACGUCAACAAGGAGGGGCUGGAGUGCCUGCGCCUGCUGAACGAGAUCAUCGCCGACUUUGACGAGCUGCUGUUAAAGCCCAAGUUCAGCAGCGUGGAGAAGAUCAAGACGAUUGGCAGCACGUACAUGGCAGCUGCCGGACUCAGCGCCCCCUCGGGGCAUGAGAACCAGGACCUGGAGCGGCAGCAUGCCCACAUCGGCAUCAUGGUGGAGUUCAGCAUGGCCCUGAUGAGCAAGCUGGACGGCAUCAACAGGCACUCCUUCAACUCCUUCCGCCUCCGCGUCGGCAUAAACCACGGGCCCGUGAUUGCUGGGGUGAUUGGGGCACGGAAGCCUCAGUACGAUAUCUGGGGAAACACGGUCAAUGUUGCCAGCAGGAUGGAAAGCACUGGAGAACUGGGGAAGAUCCAGGUGACCGAGGAGACGUGCACCAUCCUCCAGGGCCUCGGUUACUCUUGUGAAUGUCGAGGACUGAUCAACGUCAAAGGCAAAGGGGAACUGAGGACUUACUUUGUCUGCACAGACACUGCCAAGUUUCAAGGACUCGGGCUGAACUGAGGGAGGCUGGCAGGGGCAGAACAUGCCGGAGGCCGACUUCCUUCCCUGAAGAGCCGACGGGAGACAGCCCGUGCCGGUCACGCAGGCGUUCUGAGGGUUUGGCCACCAGCACCUCCUGACAGAUGGCAGUGGGUGGCUUCCUUGGGCUUGCAUGAGAGGACGUCUUAGACACGUGCGCCAGCCCCCAGCGCGAGGCGACCACGGAGCCUCCCCACGCAGGGCAGCCAGCACCUGUGUGUGCUGUUGGCGUCGGGGUCGGAACGCAGCCCACACAGCAGGAAGAGGCUCUGGAGCUCAGAUGCCCCUUCAGGUCCUGGCUGCCGUGGAGGCCUUGGAGCGUGACCGCGCACACCGCUCACGGCUGGGGAGCUGCACAAGCGACACCUGUUUCUAGGUACAGGACUAAGACAGGUGUCAGGGUGGGUUGGGGACGCCUUUCGUCCCAGUGGACCAGCUACGGGAUUCUCUGUUUCUCACCCAGGCAUUCUGGUAAACAGCUGGAAAGUGUGUUCCACGUCGAUAAAUGGUUUCAAACAGUAGGAAGAAAAAAACACCAGUGUAGACACUGGCACGUGUUUGUUUUAAAUGGAUACAUUAUUAACAAGGUUUAUCCUUUUGACACUUCUCAGACGCUAGACAAACCUCUUCCCUGCAGCAUAUUCUCUGCCUCUCUAACCACAGCCUGUAAGUAGGACCGCUGUCCAGUGUCAGCUUAUGGGAUCGUCCCAGCUGUGGGAUGCAGUUCUGCGGAAUGUGGCCCGGAGCAAGGCGGCAAGGAGUGGUGUGGCCUUGGCUCUGAGUCAGACUACUUUGAUUCCAGCCUUUGGAGGUUCGGUUCAAUAAGCAAAAAGCCUAGGAAGUUUGGCACAACCCACUUCUCAGCUCUCCUCUGACUCCUUCAAGCUCUCCCCUGCAAGUGCAAUACAUCUUUUAUGCUGGACAGGAAGGAAUGGAGUCUGGAGAGCAUGGACACCUCUGGCACCCUCCCGUCCUUUAGUCCACGUGCCCCGAGGAGCUCCAGCCUAGGAGCACGUACUCAGCGAGGGCACGUGGAGCGGUCCCCUUCCCUGGGAAGCCGGCCCUCUCAGUUGCAGAGAUGCUCUUGUUCUCACCGGAUGAAUCAGGGCAAGUGCAAAGACAGGUCUGUGAGCUUCGACUCACACAGACUCCGAAGUCAAAGCAGGCUCCACAGCGAGAUAACCAACCUGCUGCUCCGUUUUCUGAACUGACUGCACUGCCCCAUGACCAGAGCCACCCUAGGACUUAAUGCAGGUGAAUGUCACUGCACAGCAGGACUCUCAGCUACAGUCACCCACGGGCCCUGAGAUUACAGAGAACCGUGCACACAGGAGACUUCAGGAGGUGACAGGGUUGCAGGUGGGACGACUGGCACCGAGGGCUGAGGGUCAGCUGCCAGUUGGUCCCUCAGCAGUGUGUAGCCAGGGCAGUCUGCUGUGAUACGCUGUGUCUCGCGGGGCUUGCCCUCACUUGCACACAGGUGCUGGGGGGCUGGUGGCAGCGCUGGUGUGUGGCCCGUGACCGGCACAGAAUGAGCAGAUCACUAGCACUUGCUGGGUAAAGGAACUGUAUGGCAGAGAUGCUGUAAGGGACUGAGCCUUCCUUAAACCGCCUUUUUCACACACCAACUUCUUAUAAAAAGGGCUGGCCUCCAACCUAUCCUUAGAAACGGCGGCGCAGGCUGUCCGCAGGCUCUUCCGGAGUCAGGCCGACCGCCGCCCGGAUGCACACCAGUGUGCGGGCCUCCUGAGCUGGGCAUUUCCUACUUUCUCAUAUUCAAGCUACGUCUUUCUUCCAGCAACAGAGAUUCUGAUCGGGAGUCUAAAAAAUAAUUGGUUACCAUUAAGGUAUGUUUAUUUCCAAUUAAAGCACUGUGCUCAGAUGAGAUUAAUCUUCGAUGAUCACAGUAUAUAACUGACCAUAAGAGUCACCUGCAGUUAUUUUUAUAAACCGGUUUUCUAAUUACCACGUCAUUCCUUCACAGGUGUCAUUUUGUUCUGUGACAAGUCUCUUUUUAACACUGACCUUUCUAUGGGUUAAGGACCUGCUUAAGUUUCCACUAAGGUGGCCUCAGUGACUCUAGUGAAAAGUCCCCCCGAGGUUCUCUGAUUUAACUUAAGGAAACUUUCUAAUGGGGAAAACCUUUACCCACUGCACGUGCGCAUAGUAGGUCAAUGUACAGAACUACUCAAAUAGCUAGGGGUUGUUCUGUACACUGAGUAUUUAUAGAUCUGCAGUGUUUGUUUUAAAAUGUUGUGUUUCAUUUUUAUAAAGUACCAGUGUUCCUACUUGGUUUAGGUUUUCAUAUAUUAAAUUACCAAUAAGGAAAA